GUUCCUCCCACCUGUUGUGCAGCAGUGAUGCGCUGCUCCUCUUGGGAGACACGUACGACCUACAAUGUACUCCUGACAACAGCCUCGUGAUAUUUACAGGAAAUAGCGUUUUAAUCAGCGUCCUAUGAAGAGCAUUUUAAUAACAUUGUACAAUGACUGCGAAUCAUGUACGAAAGCGUCGAAAAGGAGGGUCAACAGAAAGAUAACGAUGCAUUAGUAAAAACCGAUAGUUGUGAUCCCCUGGAAGGCGCAACUCCAAACUGGAGUUGUUUCAAACUGAUUAUUGAUCCGGUUUUGAUCGGCGGAGGCCAGAAACUGUACCGCUAUGAUGGACAGCACUUCAGCGCAGCGCAUCCUGAAUGUUUCCCUGUGGAUGUUGUACGAGAUCCCAGAAUUGCACGUUUUUGGACAAAAUUCAAUGAAGCAGAUUUCCCACUUCCCAAUUUUAAGGUUGAUGAGAAUUAUGUUGGAGCGCCAAAGGAGUUGACAUUUGCGAGGCUUAAUGACAACAUUAGAGAUGGAUUCCUAUCUGAAAUGUGUAAACAUUUCGGAGAGGUUCAAGAUUUGAAAGUUUUAUACAAUCCAAAGAAUAAGAAGCAUUUAGGAAUAGCAAAGGUUGUUUUUGAAUCUGUAAAUGCAGCAAAUAAUGCAGUAAAAAAUCUGCACAACACUUCUGUGAUGGGAAACAACAUCCAUGUGGAGUUUGAUCCCAAAGGUGUGAAGAGGAACCGAUACUUCCAGAUGCUUGUUAGUGGUUUAUAUACACCUUUUACUCUCCCUGUUGGAGAAGAUGCCUGGGGACCCCAGUCACCAUCCUCAUUCACUGACUCUUUAACUGAGUAUGAACCACUGAAGAAGUUGUCAUACACAUUAUCAUCAUCAUCAUCCUCAAUAUGUAAUGGCUCCCCUUCGCUGGAUUGUUCUACUCCAUUAUCCACGGAUACUGCCUACUCAAGCAUGCGCCAGGACACACCUAGUAGCUUCUGGCAGACCCCUCAAUACCAAGAUACCCCUUACACCCCUUCUCUGACCCACAGUAGGCCAGGCACACCAUCUCAGUGUGAGAGGACCCCAAAUGAGUCUACUCUGAUAAAUACUGCCUCCGGUAUUCCUUUUAUUCAACAGUCCAUCCCAAACAUCUCACAGCUUCAGCCUGGUCAUGUGACUCAAGCAGCCUGCAAAAAAACUGGCAUUAUUCAAAGUGCUGUGAAAAACUUUUGGAUGCUAGGUGGAGCUCCCUCUCAAAAUGGCAGCUUCUCAAAUAGGCAAAAAACUCCAGGAUGCUAUUCUCACCUUAACAAUCAUGUUCGUGGAGGACACCGGGUCAGACCUCUUGAGAGCAAGUACCAAAACGCAUACAACCGUAGGCCACAGCACCACUAUAUCCAUAGACCUGUAUAUAGGGGAGGCCAUUACCGCUCUGGACCUGUGGCCAAUCAACUGCCUUUUGGUAAAUUUCAGGAAGCUCCAACCACACCAUCACUUUCAGAUAAUUUCACACGCCAAAACUUUACUGGCUUAGUCAAGGGCCUCAGUGUUCAUCACAUUCAUCCUGAUAUGCAGAUAAAUGCAAAUACGUCAGAAAAUACUUUCAGUAGCACUCAAGUACCUUGCAAGACAACUCAAGAGGUGAACCAAAAUCAUUGUCAACCACAAGCUCAAUCUUCUCACUCAUAUACCCAGAAACCGUGUCCUUCCUCUGAAACCACAACUGAUCUUUCAGAGCCAAUAGUGCAGUGUUCUUCUCCUGAAUCUCCUGCUCCAGAAUCAAAGCCUGACAGCCUGGACUCUCGUAUCCAGAUGCUUCUUAGUGCUGGAAGUCCAGUUCUGCCCCUUCUGAACCAAGAGAGUUCAGACUCAGAGACUUCAGCUACUGAAGAGCAUGAUCCAGACUAUCAUCCUCAACCUUCUCCGAAAGCUCCCAUCCCCUCUCCUUCUUGUUCCACAGAUGUUGUCCUAAACCAUGACCAAACAUCAUCUAUUGCGUGCAAUAAUGGCUCUCAUCCAAGAGAAAGUUUAUCUGGCAUUGAGGAUGUGAGUCUUAUUCAGCUCUGUGAUGUGGCAAAAGACGACCAUGAACUUCAAUCAGCCAGGGAGCCCAGGGUCAACCCAAACGAAGGUGAAGAUACUUCAGAUCAGCCGUGUAGUAUACCAGUGAUCUGCAGCAACAGGAGCUCUUUACCCCCUCCCAUACCUGAAAUACCCCCACCUCCAAUCCUAAUUCCACCAUCUGCUCUCUACCCUUCCCUUCCAUCUCCUAAUUUACCUUCAAAAAUGGGUCCUCCUCCACCUAGGGCUCCAUUGUUACCUGGAUACACUCUGCCAAGUUCUUCUUGUUCAUUCUUCCCUCCUCCAAAGAUCCAGAAAAUCUGUAGGCCACCCAACUGGCAGGGUAGCCAAGUACCUCUUCCCAUUCCUACUAGAAUAACACAAGGGCAAACCUCAUUCUCACCACCCUUCCUCCCUCCACCCUUUAAUUUCAUGACUCAACGCCCACCUUACCCUUCCGCUGGGUGUUCAUCUGCCAUACUGAUGUAUAGACCACCCUGUCUUCCUACCCCCAUGCCCAGGUUUGACCCCUCAGUACCUCCACCAGGUUAUGUCCCUAUGAAAGAAUCGCCCCAUAAGGCAACAGUGGAUCGAGUUCUAGCUGUUGUUGCUUCAGAGCUGCGGGCUAUCGUAAAAAAAGACAUACAUCGCAAGAUGAUUGAGAUUGUGGCAUUCAAAGCGUUUGACCAGUGGUGGGAUGACAAAGAACAGGUGGCUAAGGUGUCCAACCCAACUGUUAAAUCGGAAGGAAAUAAAGAUACAAUGCUCAGAGCGAUGGAGCAGCACCUAAGAAUGGGGAAUGCAGGGGUCGAAGGCUCUGUAUUGGGCACAGGAAAAAUAAGUCUGCAUGGUGGCAUCAAACUACCAUCUUUUAAGUUAAAGAGGAAGGAUCCAUUAAGAAAAGCCUCCAAUGAUGUCAAAAGGAUCUGUCCUCUUGGUCUUGAGCACUCUGAGGAUGAAGAAUCAGAGCAGCAAACAGCCCCACUUAAUGUUGAAGAGGACACAACCAAAAGUGCUAGUGAAGACACCAUGGGGAAACGCAGGCAUUCCAGGCCUCUGGCAUUAGAUAGUGAGGAAGAAGAAGAUGAAGAGAAUUCUGACAGAGCAGAGAAUCCCAAAUCUGAGGACGUUCAUGUGUCUGCUCAGGAGGGUGAUGAGAUGAAAAUUGAUGACGAUAAGAAGAGUGGUCCUUGUGUUAUCAUAGAGGAUGAAGAUCACUCAGAUACAGAUACUAUCAGCCACACAAGUUCCAACUCAUCUGCUUCUAAAAGCCAAGGAUACGACUCCUUAUCCUCUCCCAGAACUGUCUCUGACUCCCCAGCUUCUUCUCCAUCUGUUAUUGACUCCUCAGUUUCCUCUAGAAGAUCUGUCUUUGACUCCUCGGAUGACAGGAGCGACAAUUCCUCAGACUCUUUGUCUUCUGGGGAGGAUGAUCAGUUGGAUUGUGAAAAUUCUUUUUCUGAAAUUCCACAUGAGGACAGAAAAAUAGAAGAGACUAUAUGGAUAUCUUCAGAUGAGGAUGAUAAUGAAAACCAAGAGAUGAUUCACACGCCUGUUGACUCAUCAUUCACACACUGGGAAGAAGAUCUCGACCCCCCUGUGACCCCGUGUGCACCAGAUUCAGUAGAAAGUGAUAUCGACCAUGAAUUAUUUGAUUUGAAUCCAGCUAGAACAGAAGACCCAGAGGAGGAACUGAGCGUAAGAGUGUAUAUGCAAGGUCUGAAACUACCUGAGCCUCUUAAAUACACCUUACAGGACCCAGUUAAACACUGUUUAACAAACAAACUAAAGCUCCCAGACCCGGUGUUAUUCUUCUCAGAUCAGGAGUCAGAGCUGCCAAGCCCACCGUCUCCUACAUACAGAGGACUGUCAGAUGAUUUGGAGACUAUUCAAUAUUCUACAGAUUCAGAGGACCGGAGAGUCAUUACAGAAACACUGGAGGAUUCUGAGAACCUCAGACCCAUCACACCCACUGGAUCUUUGUCCGACAGUGACCCUGAAAUGGAGCUGGGACGGAGAUUCUCACCUCCUACUAUUGAGGAGGUGGAACUGCCUCACACACCUGGUGGAUGUCUGGAAAUGGAGGAGACUGAGGAUCAUAUUCUACCUCCAGGACCACCUACACCCCUACCAGCUCCUCCCUCUCCCACAGGCAUCCAGGAACUUCCCUCCUCACCCAUUUACCACUGUCCUCCUCUCCAUUUGUCAUACCCCACGUAUGAGGAAAAACCAAAAACACCAGGCAGGGUCAAUGGUCCACACCAAAUUUAUCACUUUGAGAGAAUAAUACCAUCGGGAUUACUGCAAGAGACCUCACUAAGAACGGGAAGCCCCUGUAACCCCGUUCUGUCUCCAUGUGCUGACAGCGGGAUCCCAAGGACACCAGGGAGAGACAUGUCUCCGUCUCCACCUGUCCAAAACCAUAGAGAGAGAAAUGUUUUGCAUAGAGAGCUGUGGGCUAGUGGACUCCAUCAUCACAACUCUGCCUUUGCACAGUCAGACGCACAAACUAAUAAUUUCAGUAUAAAUAAUAGUCAUGACCAUCAUGUACCCUCACGUGGAACAACUUGUUUAGACACAGCACGCUUGAAAAGGUGUCGAGACCGGCUUAAAAUGAGAAGACGGAUGACUGAAUUACAACAGACAAAACAAUAUACAAAUAUAAAUACUAAUUCGGCCUUACAAGUGAACAAUGUUACAAAAAAAUCUUUUGCAAAUCAGGUUUUGGGGCCUUUGAAUUGUGUCUCAGAUAUAAGGACUGAACAAAGACCACCAGAAGCCUACAGAGAGAAGCGUUCACUAGAGGACACACGUCAACAGAAUGAGAAUCAAAGGCUGCAGGAGUCGUCUUUUGUGUGGAGAAGGUGGAGAGAAUCAUCAUCCACACGUCAUCCUGUCUUCUCUCCACGUUCUGAGAGAAGAGAGAAGUUAGUCCUCCAUGCUGUGUGGACUAAAGGGGUGAAUGAGGAGGAGAUCAAGCACCUGAAGGCCACCUAUGAGAGGCUUGUGGUGGAGGAUGAAGAAUGUGAUUGGUUGAACAGCACACGCUGGGUCCCACAUCCUCCAACCAGCUCUCCUGACGACAGGCUGAGAAGAUGGCGGGAUGGCAUCAGGAAUCACAUGACAGGUUGUGCGCGCAGUGAGGGUUAUUACUUCAUCAGUAAGAGGGAAAAGCUCCGAUAUCUCAGGGAUGAACUUUCUGCUUCAGAAGAGUUUAUUGUAGAUAACCAGGGGAAGAGUAUGCCAGCUCAGAUUCCACCUUCAUCCAGAUCAGGAUCAGAGCUCCGAGCUGAACAGCGUCGCCUGUUAUCCUCCUUCAGCUGUGACAGCGACCUCCUCAAAUUCAACCAACUCAAGUUCCGUAAGAAGAAGCUGCGUUUUGGCAGGAGUCGUAUUCAUGACUGGGGGCUGUUUGCAGAGGAACCCAUUGCUGCAGAUGAAAUGAUAAUUGAAUAUGUAGGCCAGAGCAUUCGGCAGGUGAUUGCAGACAUGCGUGAAAGGCGCUAUGAAAAUGAGGGUAUUGGAAGCAGUUAUCUGUUCCGGGUCGACCAGGACACUAUCAUUGAUGCAACCAAGUGUGGUAACCUUGCAAGAUUCAUCAAUCACAGUUGCAAUCCAAACUGCUAUGCCAAAAUCAUUACUGUGGAAGCUCAAAAGAAAAUAGUCAUCUACUCUCGGCAACCUAUUGGUGUAAAUGAAGAGAUCACUUAUGAUUACAAAUUCCCUAUUGAGGAUGAGAAGAUCCCCUGCCUGUGUGCUGCGGAGAACUGCAGAGGAACCCUCAAUUAGAGAAGGACUCAUCUUACCCACUUGAAGUAUUAGCAGUAAACAAGUUUCAGUCAACAUGAACCUAUUUUUUUAAUUCUGUUAGGAAUAAGGGUUUUAAAUAAAUUCACAAAGGCGUAACACAUUCCUGACCGUCACAGACAUUUGUCAUUUUUUUUCACAGGUGCAAAUGACAAUUUGACAUGAAGAUAAAUGAGCAAAUAUUUCCAGAAUCUCAGAUUUCUAAAUUCUGCACGUGUAAAGUUGGAAAAUGUCCAGAGCAAAAACUUCAGGGCAGAUUUUAAUUUCACUGCUAAAAUGUGAUUUUCAUCAUAAUUAUUUGGAUUAAA
Messenger RNA from Cyprinus carpio (common carp), 6164 nucleotides. RefSeq names its product histone-lysine N-methyltransferase SETD1B-A-like. Gene Ontology annotation, cellular component: Set1C/COMPASS complex. Gene Ontology annotation, molecular function: protein binding; RNA binding; histone H3K4 methyltransferase activity. Lineage: Eukaryota; Metazoa; Chordata; Actinopteri; Cypriniformes; Cyprinidae. The transcript has 18 exons. Bases 166 to 5838 code for a protein of 1890 amino acids. The record is from RefSeq and is a predicted model, not a curated record.